Messenger RNA from Bacillus rossius redtenbacheri, 2412 nucleotides. Its product is annotated as protein AMN1 homolog. Gene Ontology annotation, cellular component: cytoplasm. The transcript is spliced from 6 exons. The record is from RefSeq and is a predicted model, not a curated record. Lineage: Eukaryota; Metazoa; Arthropoda; Insecta; Phasmatodea; Bacillidae. Gene Ontology annotation, molecular function: protein binding. The coding region runs from base 108 to 926 and encodes 272 amino acids.
AAUCUUUAAAGUUUUUGCGCAAUGGUCUGAUGAUGUGAUGACGAGAAAGAUGUUUUAACUUACAAACUUUAUAUUAAACUUAGAGAUUAAAUUAGAACUCCUUUAAAAUGCAGUUAGCAGACGUGAAAUUAUCGAGCUUGUUUUUGCUGUGUCUCCAGAGGCUGGCGCGACUGCUGGACUCGCACGCCGCCGCGGUGACGCGCCUGCCGCCCUCGCUGAAGGACGCCCUCCGCGCGGUGGCCACGGCGUCGGGGCGGCUCCGUGCGUCGAGCCUGCCGUGUCUGCUGCACGGCCAGGUGCGCGAGCUGGAGCUGGGCCGGUGCGACCUGGACCGCGCCUGCCUCGAGGUCCUGCAGACCUGCAGCGGCCUGACCAAGCUGGACCUGAGCUGUUUCGCGGGCGUCGCGAGGAGCUUCGACUGCUCGGCACUGGCGUCGCUGUUCCCGUGCCUGCCGCUGCUCACGACCUUGAACCUCAACUACGUGGUCAGCGCGGAUGACGGGGUGACGGAGGCAGUGACGAGGCACUGCCCGCGCAUCACGACCCUCUACCUGCAGGGCUGUGCGGCCAUCACAGACGUCUCGCUGCACUGGAUGCCGGCCCUGAGACACCUCCAGGUCCUCAACAUAUCGCACACCAAGGUCACGGACGCCGGGAUGGUGCACUUGCUAAACGCGUGCGGGAAACAGCUCCACAAGUUGUUCAUUGCGAACUGCGCUAACCUGACGCGGGUCACGUUUGUCGCCGUUGUGCGCAACUGGGUCUGCUUGGAACGGCUAGUGUGUGACGGAUGCCCAUUCGAAGAUCGCCAGCUGCACCGCGAGAUAGAGCUGCGCGAGCGCGAGGCCAAGAGGCACAACUCGAGGGCAGCUUCCUGCCCCGCGCGCGCCACGAGUGAACACAGUGAGGCAGAGGAGACGAACUAGCGCCGACGUGGGCAUGGCCCUCCAACCGACGGCCCUGUGACGAGCCAGCCCCGGCCGAUGACUGCCGCUACUCACCCUGCACGGAGUCUGCGUACUGCAGGUCGUCGGGGUACGCCUUCACGAGCCGCUUGAUGACGUCUAUCUGCUCCAGCGUCUGCUCCACGGCGUCCUUGUACUGGCUGCUGCAGCUCACGUAGGCGACCCAGAACUGCACCCAGAGGCCCCUUACUUCCCCUCUCGCUUAGUAGGGGCUGGGAAUAAUUACCAUCUAUGAUUUUAUAAAUUAACAGCAUUAUUGUGAAAUUAUCAUUCCUAUGCAACUUACUUUUAUUAAUAUUUACUUUCUAGAUGUAAUCUAGCAGCAAUGGUGCCACUUGAGUGCAGAUCUACGAACCUUGCCACUGCACUGCCGUGUUCUAAGUUCCAUCUGUCACUGACAGUGCUGUUAGUCACACGAGCAUUUUCCUUCCAUGUUCUUAGUUUGCACUGUGACUGACAGUGCUGUUAUGCUGACGAGCACUUUCCUUGCCAUGUCCUUAGCUUACUUUGUGAGUGACAGGGCUGUUAUGCUGACGAGCACUUUCCUUGCCAUGUCCUUAGCUUACUUUGUGAGUGACAGGGCUGUUAUGCUGACGAGCACUUUCCUUGCCAUGUCCUUAGCUUACUUUGUGAGUGACAGUGCUGUUAUGCUGACGAGCACUUUCCUUGCCAUGUCCUUAGCUUACUUUGUGAGUGACAGGGCUGUUAUGCUGACGAGCACUUUCCUUGCCAUGUUCUUGCUUACUUUGUGAGUGACAGGGCUGUUAUGCUGAAGAGCACUUUCCUUGCCAUGUCCUUAGCUUACUUUGUGAGUGACAGGGCUGUUAUGCUGACGAGCACUUUCCUUGCCAUGUUCUUGCUUACUUUGUGAGUGACAGGGCUGUUAUGCUGACGAGCACUUUCCUUGCCAUGUUCUUAGCUUACUUUGUGAGUGACAGGGCUGUUAUGCUGACGCACUUUCCUUUUCUAUGUUCUUAGCUAACUUUGUGAGUGACAGGGCUGUUAUGCUGACGAGCAUUUCCCUUGCCAUGUUCUUAGCUUACUUUGUGAGUGACAGGGCUGUUAUGCUGACGAGCACUUUCCUUGCCAUGUUCUUAGCUUACUUUGUGAGUGACAGGGCUGUUAUGCUGACGAGCACUUUCCUUGCCAUGUCCUUAGCUUACUUUGUGAGUGACAGGGCUGUUAUGCUGACGAGCACUUUCCUUGCCAUGUCCUUAGCUUACUUUGUGAGUGACAGUGCUGUUAUGCUGACGAGCACUUUCCUUGCCGUGUCCUUAGCUUACUUUGUGACUGACAGUGCUGUUACGCUCACAAGAAUUUUCCUUGCCGUGUUCAACUCAAUGUUUGUUUCUAUUACUAAAGUAAGUGUUGUUUCCUGAUUAACUGUAAGACAAGGCAGUCGGUGCCUUAAUUUGGCCACUUGUAAAAAUAAAGAAAAGUAAUAUUG